Molecule: messenger RNA, 2856 nt
Organism: Limanda limanda (common dab)
Lineage: Eukaryota; Metazoa; Chordata; Actinopteri; Pleuronectiformes; Pleuronectidae
Product: kelch-like protein 33
Exons: 4
Coding region: 216-2402 (728 amino acids)
Molecular function (GO): protein binding
Source: RefSeq, a predicted model, not a curated record
GCAAGGAUCCCGAGGAAGUGGAAGAACCAAGGAGGACUGACAGUAGAGUCCUUGGAGUGUGGACUGAAGAGGAGGAUGAGAGCGAGGAGCUGACAAAUGAGGAAGACUCAUUCACAGGAACCAGAGGAGAGAUCGAGGAGGAUCCAGAAAAGCUUCUGGAGGAACAAGAGGACUCAUCGGAUGAAGAGGAAGCAGAUCAUAUAUCAUACAAAGACAUGGAUUGUAAUGAUGAAGAUGAGGGGAAGGUUUACUGCAAAGGCGAUUAUCCCACCGAUUUAUUUCUCACUUUGACAGAGUUCAGGGACUCGUCCCUUCUCACCGACCUACGUUUGAGCACAGAGGCUGGGAAGAGUUUCCAGGUACACUCCCCUGUCCUGGCUGCCGUCAGCUCCCUUGUCCGGGAAAGCCUGAGCAGAAGAAAUACAGAAAACAAUAAAAGAGAAGAUGAUACAAGGUGGUCAAUGUUCCUGGGUCCAGAAGUGGAUGCUGUUGGAUUAGAGGCAGUUGUUGAGUUUGCCUAUUCUGGAUUUAUGUCCCGUCUGGACAAGGACACGGUGAAUCAGAUAAAGGACGCAGCUCAAACACUCUGCGUUCCCCGAGUGAUGGAUCUCUGCAACGAGGCAGAGUCACCGAAAACUGGAGGACGUAAGAAAGAAGAAAAGAUCUCUGCUGCGGAGGAAAGGAAGAUCAGUCUUCAGUCCAUCAAGCAGCUGUGGAUGGACAGGGUGGGCUGUGAUGUCACGUUGGAAGGGAUUGGAGAAUCGCUUCCGGUCCACAGAGUCAUCCUGGCUGCAGGAAGCGACUACUUCCAUGGCAUGUUCACCUCGGGGAUGAGGGAGUCCCAUCAGCCUCGGGUGGCGCUCCCCUCCCUGUUGGCGUCUGAGCUGCAGCUUCUGGUCGGCUGCUCCUACAGCGGCGCUCUGCCCCUCAGCUGGAGCUUUGUCUUUGAGAUUACCAGCACCAGCCUCCAGCUCCAAUAUCAGCCGGCCCUCUCCUUGUGUCUGGACUUCCUGCAGGGACAAAUCAAUCCCCUCUCCUGCCUGGAUGUGGCAUCUUUUGCUGCGGCUUACGAGAUGGUGCAGCUGCUCGAAACUGCGGACGACUUUGUCCUGCGACAAUUCCAAAAGGUAGCGUGCACCUUAAAGUUCAAGGAUCUCCCGGCCAAACAACUCCUCAAGUACCUGAGCAGUCACUCACUCUGCGUUCCAUCUGAGCUCGUUGUAUUCAAAGCAGUGGUAGCAUGGAUUCAAGCUAAGCCAAAGAAAAGGCUCAAACUUGCUAAGGUGCUAAUGAAAACUAUCCAUUUCCCCCUGAUGACAUUCAAGGAAUUCAAGGAGGUCCAGUCUUUGGAUAUUUGGACCCAUCACAGCCUGGUCGAGCUCUACGAAACAAUCUUUGAGGAGUUCUGCUCGUAUGAGAUUACACCAGACAGUCAGUGCCGGAUCUAUCUGCCAAAAGAGAGUCUGGUCUUGAUUGGGGGUGAACAGACCUCUGAAGACCUAUCUACCCGCAGCAUCAGCAGAGAACUCUGGUUUGGAAAUUCCCUGAGGAGCCAUACAGGGAUAAAAAAGGACAUGGAGUGGAGACGGCUGGGAGAAUUACCAGAGUCGGCGAGCUUCAGUCACGAGGUGGCGGCGCUCACGGGACAACUAUACGUGUUCGGGGGCAAAAAGUAUUACGGCACCGCUGACACCCUGAACUCUGUGUACAGGUAUGACCCCCAUCAGGACAGCUGGGAGAGACUGGCUGACAUGCAGCAGAAGAGAUGCCUCUUCUCUGUGGUUGUGCUGGAGGGGAAGAUGUUCUCCAUCGGCGGACACUGUGAUCCGGAAUAUGUAGAAAGUGUGGAACGAUACUGCCCCACUUCAAACUCUUGGAGCUUCACUUGGCCCUUGGAUCUACCUCUGAGCGGUCAUGUGGCAAAAGUUGUACAAGGGCAGAUCCUGGUCUCAGGAGGGAUGAACAGCGACUACAGGUGUCUCUCCUCCAUGUUUCGGUACCACCCAGAGACAGGAAGCACCUAUCUGGCGAACAUGAAUAAACCUCGGGCUAAACACUGCAUGGAGACGCUGGGCGACCGCCUCUACGUCGCAGGAGGAACCACCGCAGGUGCGCCUGUGAACGUUGUGGACAUGCUCGACUGUGAAGUGUACAACCCCGAGACUGACACCUGGACCGCCAUCACAUCUCUGCCGGUGCCGCAUGUCGGAGCAGGAAGUGCGGUUUUGGAGGGAAAGUUCUACGUGCUGGGUGGAUACAGCCACGAGGAAUACAGCGACACAAAUAUGGUCCAUCGUUAUGACCCCACAACGCAGAAGUGGGAAAACAUGGGCAAGAUGCCUGGGCCCAACAAUGACAUACGAGCGUCUCUGCUGGUUUUGCCACCAGAUUUACGUUUGUAAGACAUGUUGGUAAAUAGUGUGUCGCUUGUUUGAGAUCUUCUGCUCGCCUGGUUAGGAAUCAAUCGGUCGAGGCUAAAGACCCCAAACCUCUGGAAUAGUUUACCUGAGGAAUCAGACUUGAAGCUGUCACUCUCAGAUCAUCCACUGCAGAUGAGGGUAUUUCCAAUAUAGUGUAUUUUACAGUGUAAAUUAUAUGAAUCUUUAGGCUUGUCAAAAGUAGGACAUCAAUGAACUGUGGUUUACUUAUGGUGAGGUGAAUUCAAUGUAUUUAAAAGGUGUUGAAAUCCAGGACAAAAAGUAUUCAAUAACUAUGGAUUCAAAAAUACAGUGUGAACACAAGAGGGCGCUGUCCCACUUGUGAUAGUUCAGUUUUCAGUGCAAUCAGGCAGAAUCAGAAGAGGAAAGAAAACGGACAAUGUAGUGAGUUUAUUUAUUUUGCAGUAUUUAUGCUGAA